AUGGCGCCGUCGCUGACAGUGCCGACAAAGCAAACACCAUUCCCCUACGCCGCCACCGGCAUCGCAGCACACACUGGCAAGGCCGAUAUCAACUUCGAUGACGCCGCAACCACAAUUACUCUGGCCGGUAGUGGAACUACCCUCGAGAACGAAGAGGCGAUCGUUCAGACCUUGGCAAAAGAUGCUGGAUUGGCUGAUGAUAGUGCAAAGGCCCUUGCAUUUUUCGCAUUGGCUACAAACCUUCGAGCUUUGGCUUCGUUCCCUGAAAUCGUCGCUGCAUUAGAUUCUCUUGACGACCAUCUCGCUUUCCGCACAUUUCUCGUCGGGCAUGAUGUGUCUGCAGUAGAUUGGAUGCUUUGGGGUUCUCUCAAGGGAAACAUCAAAGUCCUGGGUCUUCUCAAGAACAACCAACACCCACAUCUCCUCCGAUGGUUCACUUAUUUUGAUACCCUGAAAUCUACGCAAACUCUGCUUUCCGACUUAGCCAGCGCGAAAGCCAGCAAAGCCCGUUCCAACAAGACCGCGGCUGGCUUUGCCCUUGGACUGCAAAAUGCCGUGGUUGGGCAGGUUGUGACGCGCUUCCCACCCGAGCCCAGUGGCUACCUCCAUAUCGGUCAUGCAAAGGCCGCGAUCCUUAAUCAGUACUUCGCAAAAAUGUAUGACGGGAAAUUGAUCAUCCGCUUUGACGAUACCAAUCCCUCUAAAGAACGCACUGAAUUCGAAGACACUAUCUUAGAAGAUUUGACACUUCUCGGUAUUCACGGAGACGUCGUGACGCAUACGUCAGACCACUUCGAAACCCUCUACAACUACGGAGUCAAGGCCAUCAAAGAUGGCAAGGCGUAUGCAGACGACACUGAACAACAACAAAUGCGCGACGAGCGAUUCAACGGAAUUGCCUCGAAGCACAGAGACGAUAGUGUGGAGGAUAAUUUGGAGCAUUUCGAAGAGAUGAAGACAGGAUCGCCUGAGGGACAAAGAUGGUGCAUUAGGGCGAAGAUAAGCGUGGACGAUAACAAUAAGGCUAUGCGCGACCCCGUUAUCUACAGAUGCAACAUUUUACCCCAUCAUCGUACUGGUGAUAAAUGGAAGAUUUACCCUACCUACGACUUCGCAUGCCCUAUUGUAGACUCUAUCGAAGGAGUCACACAUGCCCUCAGGACGAAUGAAUACCGUGAUAGGAACGCGCAAUACUACUGGAUGUUGGAGGCUACAGGUGUUCGAAAAGUUCAUAUCUGGGAUUUCAGUCGCCUUAACUUCAUCUACACUCUCCUGUCAAAGCGCAAGCUACACUGGUUCGUUACUGAGAAGUACGUCUCUGGCUGGGACGAUCCCCGGUUCCCAACCGUUCGCGGUAUCCGCCGUCGCGGAAUGACGAUCGAGGCCUUGACACAGUUCAUGUUGUCCCAAGGUCCCUCUCAAGCCGUUGUGUCGUUGGAAUGGGACUCCAUCUGGACAAUCAACAAAAAGGUUAUUGACCCUGUCGCCCCGCGGCAUUGGGCAGUCCUCAAGGCUAAGGCUGUCCCUGUAACCAUCAAUGGCGGACCAUCCUCUCCUGAGGUCAAGUUGGUGCCCAAGCACAAAAAGAAUGCCGAGGUUGGCGAGAAGAAAACAGUAUACUCCUCGGACAUUUUGCUGGAGCAGGAAGAUGCUACUUCACUUGAAGACAACGAAGAGAUAACCCUCAUGGACUGGGGAAAUGCUAUAGUCCGUUCGAAGCAAGUCAAUCCAUCGGGAGCUGUGACUGCCAUUACGAUGGACCUCAAUCUCGAGGGCGAUUUCCGCAAGACGAAGAAAAAAAUUACCUGGCUUGCCCAGCCUACGCCUGACCACCUUCUUGCGCCUGUUGUCCUCGUCGAUUUCGACUACUUGAUCAGCAAAAAGAAGCUCGAGGAGAAGGACAACGUUGCUGACUUUGUCACUCCCGUAUCCGAGUUCAAGGACUACGCGUAUGCUGACGCCAACGUCCUCGAGCUGAAGAAGGGCGACAUUAUCCAGUUUGAGCGCAAAGGCUACUACAUUUACGACAAUGAGGUGAACGGUGCACGCGAAUUCUUCAAGAUUCCUGAUGGCAAAGCCGCGGGUAUUGCUAGCAAAGCAGGCACUCCCGCCGUCGCGUCGACUCCUACUGCACUUGCCUCGACUCCUGCGCUCGCAAAGGUGGAAGAUGCCCCUCCCACAACGAUGUACAAAGUUGACAAGAUCUACGGAGACGACACGAAAGCGGAACUCACGUCGAACAUGUACAAAGUGGAUAACAUCUACCAGUCAUGA
Molecule: messenger RNA, 2274 nt
Organism: Cyclocybe aegerita
Lineage: Eukaryota; Fungi; Basidiomycota; Agaricomycetes; Agaricales; Hemipholiotaceae
Source: the annotation of a GenBank genome assembly